Messenger RNA from Leguminivora glycinivorella, 2665 nucleotides. RefSeq names its product exonuclease 1 (gene tos). The coding region runs from base 154 to 2358 and encodes 734 amino acids. Lineage: Eukaryota; Metazoa; Arthropoda; Insecta; Lepidoptera; Tortricidae. Gene Ontology annotation, molecular function: 5'-3' DNA exonuclease activity; 5'-flap endonuclease activity; DNA binding. The record is from RefSeq and is a predicted model, not a curated record. Gene Ontology annotation, biological process: mismatch repair; DNA recombination. Gene Ontology annotation, cellular component: nucleus. The transcript has 11 exons.
GGGAAUUUGGGAUAAUUAUUUUCCCAAAUAUUCCCAUUCCAACAGUAUUAUGACUGCAUUUAUGAAAUAAUUGCUAGUACAAUCAUGUCGUGACGAUAGAUAUAGUAAUUUUUGUAGAUAAAUCGUGUUUAUAGGCGUUUUGGAGUCUCCAACAUGGGUAUCACAGGUUUGAUCCCGUUUUUGGAGAAGGCCUCACGGCGGGCUAACGUGGGUGAGUUCAGCGGGUGCACCGUCGUCAUAGACUCGUAUUGUUGGCUGCACAAGGGAGCCUUUGCCUGUGCUGAUAAGUUAGUGAGAGGAGAAGAGACUGACAUACAUAUAAAGUAUUGCUUGAAGUAUGUGACCAUGCUGCUGGCAAAGAACAUUAAACCGAUAUUGGUGUUUGAUGGACGCCAUCUGCCAGCUAAAGCUAUGACUGAAGCUAAGAGAAGAGAGUCUCGGGACAUAUCGAAGAAAAGAGCAGCUGAAUUAUUAAGUCUUGGAAAGAUUGAAGAAGCCCGAUCUUACAUGCGACGCAGCGUCGACAUCACUCACGCCAUGGCACUCAGCCUCAUCAAGGAGUGCCGUAAACGCAACGUGGACUGCAUAGUGGCUCCGUACGAGGCUGAUGCCCAGUUGGCAUAUCUAAACAUCAAGAAUAUAGCCCAGUUGGUUAUAACGGAGGACUCUGACUUGAUACUGUUUGGGUGCACGAAGGUCCUCUUCAAAAUGGACCUCGACGGUACCGGCACGCUAGUGGAGACCGCCAAGUUGCCUCUGAUCAUGCGGUGUCCCAUCGAGCACUACCGCUUCGACAAGUUCCGGCAGAUGUGCAUCAUGUCCGGGUGCGACUACCUGGCCUCGCUGCCCGGCAUCGGCUUGGCUAAGGCCAGGCAGUUUGUUACGGCCACGCAGGACAGCAAUUUUGCCAACGCCCUCAAGAAACUGCCAAGCUUCUUCAAUCGCUCCAGCCUUACAGUGACGGAUGAAUACCGAGAGAACUUCCUAAAGGCGGAGGCGACGUUUAAACACCAGUACGUCUACGACCCUAUUGAGAGACAGAUGGUACGGCUGACUGAACCCGAUGACGAAGACAUAGAAAAAGCGUUGUGCGUAAACGCAGGCGAACUACUGGACCCUAAGACUGCAUUUCAGCUAGCUUUAGGAAACUUGGACCCCUUCUCUUUAAAGAGGAUGGAUGACUGGCACCCAGACUACAGACCUGUUGAAAACGGAAUCAAAACAGACAACUGGAAGGACAAAGGUACUGCCCCCCACCCCAGUAUAUGGAGCCCUGACUUCGUAAAAUACCUCCAAGACGAAACUCCUUGGCUGAAGAAGGUUAAAAGAGUGGAGCCCAUCAUAGCCAUGCCUACAGUCAGGUCUAGGAAGGUUGUUAAUCUAGUGACUAAGGUCGUCCCGGAGACUCAAGACGAAAGUUUAUCAAUAGAAACACUAAGCAACAUGUACUGCGUAGAACCGGCGUUGAAAAAACCAAAACUAGAUCCAGACGCAACAUUAGACCUAAGCGAUAACUACCUAGACUCCCUCAAUUCACAAGACCCAAAUAAAGCAUUCAAAAGCGAAGAAAUCGAAAGAAACAUACCUGAGAACAAGUCUCCUAUCUUAGAAAAUAAGCAAAGAUCUUUUAAGAAAAGUCUAAGCAAUACUUAUUCGGUUUUGAAACGACUGAGCAAGUUCCCUAGAACAACUUUAGAUGGCAAUGUAGUUGAAAGUAAAUUUUUCAACGGACCUAGUGUUACUAUAGAAGAAUCACCAGAAAGAACUAGUAAAAAUCCAUUUAAAGUAGAUAAUAAACCUGAAAUUGAUCAAGAAGCAACAGUUAGUAAAAAUUCGUUUAAAAUCGAAAAUAACCCAGAAAUAGACCAAGAAUCACCGGAACGUAUCAGUAAAAAUCCGUUUAAAAUCGAGAAUAAAGUAGAGAUAGAUUCUCAAUGUUCUCAGAUAGAAGAUUCUCAGCUUGAGAAUUCUCAGAAGGAAAAUUCUCCAUGCAAUAGCCCUACAAAGCUACCUAGUCCCAUUUUAGAGCCUAGCCCUAGGUGUAAGACGUUUAGGAUGAGAUUGGAAAACGAACUGUCUAGAGAAGUUUUAAGCGAAGAUUCUGUGAUAGAAAACACUUAUCCUAUGGAAGAUUUGGUUACACCAGUGGAUUCUCAGGAAUCCUUCGGUAACUCUCCUCCCAAAACUACUUACAGUGGCACAAUAAGACCUCUACCUCUAAGUCAGCCAGUCAGACCGAACUUUAAGAAGUCUACCUGCAGGGUCCCAGGGUUGAAGCGAACGGCCUCCGUGCCGUGCAAUCAGCCUACCUUGUUGAGCAAGUUCGGAUUUCAGAAGAAGCCAAUAUUGAAGAGAUGAAGAAAAUAAUUUAAAAGAACCUAGAUUUAUCCCACGGAAAACUGUCUAUCACUGCCAUGGCUGAAAAAACUUAGAAAAUCAGCUGUCUCUUUUAUAACAACAAUGACAAGUUUAAUGUGUGAAAGGGACGACUUAACUAUACUACAGCCACACUUUAAAGGAAUUAUCUAUAGGAAUAACAUUAUUUUGUUUUAAGCGUCGAAAAUUGCAUUUAUUUUAUUUGUUAAUUUGUUACCGACAAGGGAGCUGCCCUGAAUGUGUGAUGUUAAUCUUAAUUAUGUGUUAUGAUUAUAAUGAUUUGAAUCUA